UGCGCGUGCGCGUAUGUGGAGGAGGGACAAGCAGAAGGGAAUGUAGAUAAAGUGAAAGAGAGCUGAUGUAUUCAGAGCUUAUGUUGCUAGAGGUGAGAUCGGUUACCUGCCUGCAACUGAAAUUUCAAACUUCUGUUUAGAAGGGGCAUGAGUGGACAAUGGUGACUGAUAGUUGGAAAUAUCUGCAGGCGUCUUAAGUUUUACGAACAAAUGAAUGAGCAAUGAGUCGGAAGACUAUGUACAGCUUUUUUCAGCUUCUGCUAAUUUUUACUUUUUUACUUCAAAGUACAACCUCGUUUUCAAUGAACGCCUAUGUGACUGUUACUUACCACAACGAAAGCAGCAACUAUACUACCACAGAAACAUGUGAGUGUGGUGUCUAUGGAUUAGCCUCACCGUUGGCUAAUGCUAUGGGAGUGGUGGGCAUCCCUAAGAACGGUAACUACCAAGCUUGUGACUACAAUACCGAAUUUACUAACACUGACAAGCCCUGGAUUGCGCUGAUAGAACGAGGUAAUUGCACAUUUUUGGAAAAAAUUCAAACAGCGGGUAGAAGAAAUGCUGAUGCUGUUGUGAUUUACAAUUCUCCAGAGACUGGCAACCAGACGAUACAGAUGGCAAAUUUUGGUGCAGGAGACAUUGUUGCAAUCAUGAUUGGCAAUCUAAAAGGAACAAAAAUUCUACAGUCCAUUCAAAGAGGCAUACAAGUAACAAUGGUCAUCGAAGUAGGGAAAAAACAUGGCCCUUGGGUGAAUCAUUAUUCAAUUUUCUUCGUUUCCGUGUCCUUUUUUAUUAUUACGGCAGCAACUGUGGGCUAUUUUAUCUUUUAUUCUGCUCGAAGAUUACGGAAUGCAAGAGCUCAAAGCAGGAAGCAGAGGCAGUUAAAGGCAGAUGCCAAAAAAGCUAUUGGAAGGCUUCAGCUGCGUACUUUGAAACAAGGAGACAAGGAAAUUGGACCUGAUGGAGAUAGCUGUGCUGUGUGUAUCGAGCUCUAUAAACCAAAUGAUUUGGUGCGCAUCCUAACCUGCAAUCAUAUUUUCCAUAAGACAUGUGUGGACCCGUGGCUUUUAGAACACAGGACUUGCCCCAUGUGCAAAUGUGACAUUCUCAAAGCUCUGGGAAUUGAGGUGGAUGUUGAAGAUGGAUCAGUGUCUUUACAAGUUCCUGUGUCUAAUGAGGCAUCUAAUACCGCCUCUCCCCAUGAAGAGGAUAAUCGCAGUGAGACUGCAUCAUCUGGAUAUGCUUCCGUACAGGGAGCAGAUGAGCCGCCUCUGGAGGAACACGUGCAGUCAGCAAAUGAAAAUCUGCAGCUGGUAAACCAUGAAGCAAAUUCUGUGGCAGUGGAUGUUGUUCCCCAUGUUGACAACCCAACCUUUGAAGAAGAUGAAACUCCUGAUCAAGAGACUGCUGUUCGAGAAAUUAAAUCAUAAACUCUGUCAAUAGAAAACUUGAAUCGUUAGUUAUACCAGGACUGCCAAUCAGGGCCUAGUUUACUAUGAAUGAACUGGGUAAACUUAAAACAAGAAGGAAGCUGAAAGUGC
Messenger RNA from Acomys russatus (golden spiny mouse), 1541 nucleotides. RefSeq names its product ring finger protein 128 (gene Rnf128). Bases 222 to 1430 code for a protein of 402 amino acids. The record is from RefSeq and is a predicted model, not a curated record. The transcript has 7 exons. Lineage: Eukaryota; Metazoa; Chordata; Mammalia; Rodentia; Muridae.